Priceomyces carsonii is the source of this 915-nucleotide messenger RNA. RefSeq names its product ferritin-like domain-containing protein. The transcript has a single exon. Bases 1 to 915 code for a protein of 304 amino acids. The record is from RefSeq and is a predicted model, not a curated record. NCBI's taxonomy places the organism in Eukaryota, Fungi, Ascomycota, Pichiomycetes, Serinales, Debaryomycetaceae.
AUGAAGUUACAGUAUAUUACUACCCUUUUUUUCGCUGCUUCGUCCAUCGCUAUGCCAUUGCACCUCGCAAAGCGUGAUAAUAUCGACGGUGAUAUUUUGCAGUUUGCUUUGACCCUUGAACACCUAGAAAAUGCCUUCUACAAGGAAGCAUUGUCUACCUGGUCUGUUGAAAAUUUUACGGCAGCCGGAUUCACCGAAGACUUCUACAAUAACUUGAAGUACAUUGCUCAUGAUGAGGAAGCUCAUGUAGUGUUUCUCGAGGAGGGUCUUAAAUCAGCUGGCUUGGAGCCAGUUGCAGCUUGCACAUACAAGUUCAAAAUGGCUGAUGCAAAAGCAUUUGUAUCUCUUGCAGCUACUAUAGAGGGCGUGGGUGUUUCAGCAUACCUUGGGGCGGCACCUCUUGUGACAUCGAAAUCUUAUCUCACUUAUGCCGCUUCGGUCUUGGUAACUGAGGCACUUCAUCAGUCUGAGCUUAGGUCUGCCGUUGGUGAAGUCGCUUCGGCAAAUCCGUUUGGAACAGCAAUGGGGAUCAAUGCAGUCUACACCAUCGCAAGCGGAUUUAUUAGUGAUUGUCCUUCAACAAAUGCAGCGCUUCCUGUCAAGUCAUACAAGGCUCUCACUGUUAAUCAAGGUGAGCCAAUUUCUACAAGUUCUAAUGUUACAUUCACAGCAAACGGUACCCUUCCAGAUAACUGCUUUGUUACUUAUGUAAGUGGUUUGGAUGUUUUACCAGUCAGCGGGAACAUUGAUGGCAACAACAUUGUUGCAAGUGUUCCAAUGAACGUCACAGGUCAGUCCUAUGCAUUCAUAACCUCAGAUUCAUCAGCUAAUUUGACCGAUUCAAAUAUCUUAUUCGGUCCCGCAAUAAUUGAGGUAACACCUUCGAGUCCUUCUUUUAAUCUUUCUAUUACCUAA